Molecule: messenger RNA, 1854 nt
Organism: Penicillium vulpinum
Lineage: Eukaryota; Fungi; Ascomycota; Eurotiomycetes; Eurotiales; Aspergillaceae
Exons: 1
Coding region: 1-1854 (617 amino acids)
Source: RefSeq, a predicted model, not a curated record
AUGAGACCUGACGAAACAGAUCCUCUGCAGCAUCCUGCGCUCGAGCUCCCCUCUCUUCUGAUCACACUGGGAUCUGAGCUUCGAUCACCCGUUGCAUUAGGUAUGUCGGAGAAAAAGAAGGCACGCAAGCGGGCGAAGGUCAAGCGUUGGGUGAGAAGCUGGGUUUUCACUCCUCUUGGGAAGGUGAGGAUCAAGUUGGUCAGCAAGAUCGAGCGCACGAGACGUCGAAGUAUCCCGGACUAUGAGCUCCAUCGGAUCGUUUCUGGAGCCCUGACUGAUCGAUAUCCGAGCCGCGCUUUUCGGGAUCGCAGUGAUCUCAAGGGAUCGACCCCAAGGAGGAUGUCCAUAUUCAGCACUGAGUCUAACCAAUCUCUGGUAAAUCUGGUUCCUAUGUCCACAAAAUCAGCGUCUCCACGAGACAAAUCUUCUAGACUUGAUGUAGAUGUGGCCAACGGCCCUCUAGUUAACAAAGUCGAGAUCGCUGAUGCUACCGCUCAGUCUAAGUCUCCUAAUGAUCCCCGUGGAAGCUGGAGAGGGGAUGAGAAUUCUGUGCUGAGAAUCAUGAAUCCGGACUUUUAUGAAUUGAGUAGUGGUGAAGAGAAGUCUGAGGGGUCAGACCGGAUUUCUGUAUUUGAGGUUGAUAGCAAUGUGUACGAGCUUUCCGCAAUCGCAAGCCCAGACUUACCUGCUGAGUUAAGUGGUGAAGAACAGCAACUCGGGAAUUCACGUUCUUCUUCAGUCAGGCCCAAUGAUGGGAUGGACAAUCUCCCAGUGAUUGAAGAACUGGCUCCUCAAAUCCCUGAUUUGUGUUUCAUCCAUCAACCUGAUCCAACAUUAUGCUGCCUCGUCACCUCAGCUCUUCGGGAUUCCAGCUCACCAGUUCUUUUCGAGGACGGUAUCUGCUCAUGUGCACACGCCUCCAAAUGUGAUGACCCAGUGAUUCAACAUAUGCCCUCAUCGGAUAUGUCACUAUCCACCACCAUCACGAGGGCCAAUCCCCCAAAGAUCACUACAGAAGAAGUCCUCCUCCGCCAUACAUACAACAAGCAAAAUGCCAUCCUAAGUACUCGUCAUAUCUCCCUGAAUGUUGUACCACGAACAUUCAUAGUUCGAAAAGCAUGCAAUGUCGCCCUCAACCAAACGCAGAAUGAUGCCCUGCUGCCCAGUCCAGUAGAGACAUCCCACGUUGUGACAACACCAGUACGCCCAUCAUACAGUCUUCGCCGUAAAAUCCAACAUGGCCCAUUACCUCCCCUGCCUCCUUCAACAUCCACAUCACACCUACCCAGAACCUCAUCCGCUCGUUCUUCUGGGCCAGCAAACCCCAACUCUCAGCCACCCGGCAUUUCAUCCACCACUCAUUCUCCCUCUGCGUCAGCAACACCUGUGGAUCUCCCACAGUACCCUGACCGACCAACUUCAAUGUGCAAUAGCUGUCUUGCAGGACGACACCGUCCUCUCUACAGUCAUCCAUAUCGGUGCCGCAGCCUGCAGUUUGGAAAUGCCCCGCUCCCAUACCCGCUUAGCCCCCGAGAAUCAAUCCCAUCUGGCAGUGACAGUUUGCCAGCCUCGCUCAGGUCUGGCCCUCAGUGCCGGCACUGCACAACCCGUCAAUCUGGGAUCAUUUCUCUUCCAGUUUUGGUUGGUCCUCGGCCGUUGAGUCGCAUCUCAGAAUCUUUCUCAGACACUUCACCUGAUUCUCCUUGGGUUGGCCCUGUAGGCCACAUGGCGUUCUAUGCUGGAUCUGCAGAGGAUUUCCCCUUGCAUAUUGAACCUGAUCGCAGGGGUGAUUUAUGUGGGUUCGAAAUGUGUCUAAUUGCGGGAUCGGCUGCGCAACACCGCAGAUACCGUUAA